This is a messenger RNA of Sinocyclocheilus anshuiensis, 2293 nucleotides long. Its product is annotated as transcription factor Dp-2-like. The transcript is spliced from 13 exons. Gene Ontology annotation, biological process: regulation of transcription by RNA polymerase II; regulation of cell cycle. NCBI's taxonomy places the organism in Eukaryota, Metazoa, Chordata, Actinopteri, Cypriniformes, Cyprinidae. Gene Ontology annotation, cellular component: nucleus; transcription regulator complex. The record is from RefSeq and is a predicted model, not a curated record. The coding region runs from base 131 to 1381 and encodes 416 amino acids. Gene Ontology annotation, molecular function: RNA polymerase II transcription regulatory region sequence-specific DNA binding; DNA-binding transcription factor activity, RNA polymerase II-specific.
CCUCAUCCAGAGCUUUCCUCUCCUCUAACAGUCCUCAUCGUCACAUACCUGAUCGUUCGUGUGUGUCUACAGGGGCCGUGCAGCUCUGAGCGUGAGGGGAUCUGACCAGAAAGAGCCCUUCAUCUUCAGUAUGAUGGCCAACACGGUGAGUGUGUCAACACCAACUUGUGUUGGCGCAGCGGCUCUGUGUGGAGAUCUGAAGGCCUUUCUGAACCAAAACCUCUCCAAAGGCAGCAUUUCCCUGGUAACACCAUCCAGCUACAGCCCAGCCACCAAGAUCACACUAGGAACAGUCAACUCCAAUGUGGGAGCGCAGAUGAUUUUAAGCACACCGCAGAGAGAGUCUCAUCCUGGAGGUAUCCUCAUCGGCAGCCCGUUUACGCCGCACACAACACCGGUGGCCAUGGUUACUCAAGCGCACCCUCCCGAGGGCGACGAGUGGACCCCGGGAAACAAAAAAAGGACACAUGACUACAUUGAUUCCUAUUACUCAGACAGGGAUGGACUGUGUUCGAGUGAUUCCUCGUCCAGUAAGAGAAUGAAGAGGGCAGAUAAGAACGGUAAAGGCCUGAGGCACUUCUCCAUGAAGGUGUGUGAGAAGGUACAAAAGAAAGGCACUACGUCCUACAACGAGGUGGCUGAUGAGCUGGUGGCUGAAUUCACUCACGCCAGCAGCCUGAUGCCCACCGACUCGCAGGUGUACGACCAGAAGAACAUCCGCCGGCGUGUGUACGACGCGCUCAAUGUGUUGAUGGCAAUGAACAUCAUCUCUAAAGAGAAGAAGGAGAUCCGCUGGAUCGGCCUGCCCACAAACUCAGCCCAAGAGUGCCGCAACUUAGAGCUGGAAAAACAGAAGCGUUUGGAAAGAAUCCGACAGAAAAGAGCCCAGCUAGAGGAGCUAAUAUUACAGCAGAUCGCCUUUAAGAAUCUGGUGCAGAGGAACCAGGCCAGCGAAGCCUCGUCCCAGUCAACUCCCCCUCCAGGAUCUGUCAUUCAGCUUCCCUUUAUCAUUCUCAACACUGACGUCCGCACCGUCAUCGACUGCUCCAUCUCUAGCGAUAAGUGUGAAUACCUCUUUAACUUUGACAACACGUUUGAGAUCCAUGAUGACGUUGAGAUCCUGAAGCGGAUGGGCAUGUCUCUGGGGCUGGAGAACUGCACAUGCUCUCCCGAGAACCUCAGCGUGGCCAGAUCUCUGGUGCCCAAGUCUCUGGAAGCGCAUGUCACCAACAUGGCCACAAACUCCAACAGAACACCUCUCAGCCACACAAGUCACAGCAGCACAGCCCCGUCACACGCCUCAGAGUCUCGUGGCCAGACGCCCAGCUCCUUCAAUGAGGAAGAGGACGACGAAGACGACAAUCCCUCCUCCCCAGAGUGAUCCUGAGCUCAGCGCUGGGAUGGGAAUCGCGAACAGAGCCCGGGAGGAAACGCUACACAGGAAAUAAGCUGCCACUCCUCUCUAUAUUACCAUAUUUUAACUUCCCUCACCAUCUCUUUCCUCCUCGUUCCCAGUUUGGCACAAACGCCAGGAGUCUUUGGCUCCGGGGCAGAUGGUUUACUGUAUUUCUGUGGUGCUUUUUGGCUAGCGAGCCGCGGGUCGGGCCAUAGAGGAGAGCGUAUAAGUGAGGGUUAACACAUCUUCAGUUCAACUGCCUCAUGUCAUCUCAGUGUACUACUCUUCUCUGUUUCCUACCCUGAGGGACGUUCAAAUUCUUUCCAAAAAUUUAUUUAUUUCGGUCAUAUUUGAAUAUGACCAUAUCUGUGUAGUCCAGUGGGCUAGUGCCACUAUUUCUUCUCCGUGGGGAUCGGAAAGCAACGUGCUGAUCUUACUGUUCACCGAUUGAAAGAAUUUACAAAAAAAAUGGAAAAAUGUUCUUUCUUCAUAGGUUGAUUUUGUUGUAUUGUAUAGUUUAUUCCUUGUCAUUCAUCGCAGUAGUUGAAGGAAAAUAAAACAUGGAUGGUUGUAUCUGCUGUUCCGGGUUCAAAUAGCUGCCAGCCUGUUGUCCUCAGGCCAUUUGAAUGUUGCAUGUUGGGAGAUGUAGUCUUGUGAGUUUUUGUUUGCACUGAGUGUGGCAGAUGUAAAGCAAACUGUUCUGAACCAGUCAGGUCGGCGUUUUAAACCAACUCAACCCAACAGAACUAAUGAAUUUUGGUUUGCAAUGUAACUGUAUGUACAUGUAUACAUAUAUAAACAUAUAAUUUUGGUUACCUGUGGUGUGGUGUGGUCUAGAAAAAAAAAUGAAGCUUUAAAAACUCAAUGCUUUAAAAUGGCAAUAUAGUAUUAUUAAUA